Messenger RNA from Haliotis rufescens (red abalone), 10454 nucleotides. RefSeq lists its product as uncharacterized. The coding region runs from base 465 to 1991 and encodes 508 amino acids. Lineage: Eukaryota; Metazoa; Mollusca; Gastropoda; Lepetellida; Haliotidae. The transcript is spliced from 10 exons. The record is from RefSeq and is a predicted model, not a curated record.
GUGCUUCCGGUUGAAAAUGUCGAACCUGUCACAGUUGUGAAUCAGAAGACAAUUAGAUGCUUCUUCACAAUCUAGACUAGACAAUACAAACAUGAAGAGUCGUGUCUCUUAAGAAGACAGAAGUGUGUGCUGUGUUGCAAAGGACACAACAGAAUUCGCGGAAACAAUAUAUGUAUAACCAUGUGUUAACGGCGAAGAAUCACAAGAUAGAUAAAUGCUGCAAACAUAUCUGCCAAUGAAAACAGCUGUCACCACUGUGCUGAUGUAUGAUUAUUUCUCAUGACACAGCCUGUAUUAAAGAAUUAUGUCCUAACAAAUCUCCAGUAACAGCAUGGUAUCAUCAAUAGAAUAAUAAAGCUGAUCUCUCACGAGCUGCUUGUUAAACAGCGAGGGGACAGGAGUCCACACACAACAACUGGUGUGGCACGCAACAGCUCACAGGUCACACAUCUACACUUCCAUAAAUGCCAAAUUGGCCUCUCCGAGUGAUCAAAAUGUCUAUGAACAAGAGGAAGAAGACUCUCUUCUCCGGCUUCCUCCUAAUAGGACUUGUGUAUACAAUCGUGCAACUGACGUACUAUCAACAGGCCUACAGCCCAUUACGGGUGUUGCCUAAUGCUGAGAGCGAGGCAAGGCGUUUAUUGAAGUUUAUCACGCUCUAUCACUAUCAGUGCAACACCACGAUAGGCAGUGGAAACGGCACAGCGUGGAAGCUGUGUGCUGAACCGGAUGUUGGAGUUAAUAUCGAUUCCACUCUUCCAAAAGUAGCUUAUUCCAUAGGGCCAAUGUGGGACUAUGGAUUUGAGACCCUACUUUCCAAAAACUAUUCAUUUCAACAAUAUAUAUUCAUGCAUUACUCCAUUCCUGUAGCCCUAAGAAAAUUAAAUGGCACUCAUAUCUUCAAGACAGUGAUUGUUCCAAAUGAUCCCGCCGACUUCGGUCGUAAUUCAUAUGACACUCAGACAGUGAACAGUAUUACCAUGAAGCUGGGCCACACCCACAUCGAUAUUGUGAAACUGGAGGGCUACCUGGACAUGAGCGAUUCACAUGAAGUCUUGUUCUUCCUCGUCAAAGACAAUCUUCUCAGGAAUGUGCAGCAGCUUCACAUCGUUCUAGACAUAGACAAGAUAGAUGAUGACUACCUGUACAACUGGUAUCGCAGCCUGUACGUGUUGUUCCACGAGGCAGGCUUCCGGCUGUACCACUCGUCCGCGUCCGACCACCUGUGUCUUCAGGUCACCAUGAUGGAGUCCUGUCGCUACUUCAUGUCCUGGGUGAAAAACCCUGGACCCAGAACAUUUAUACUCUACCCCCCAGCCAUUGAUGGAUCAUAUGAGCUAGAAGAAAAGCGGAUAUUGGAUUUCCUGGAACCAAGGGAGCCUAGUUGUCAUGACAACACAGAGUUCAUGGUUACUGGCACUAAUGCUAUUUCUAUCUGUGUUGACAUGAUUCAGAAGAAAUCUCAGCAGCCAUGCAACAUUUUCAUUUUCGGUGACAAGGCAGUGGCCCCACCAUCCUCCCUGUCCGUCUUCAAGUCGUGUACAGUCACCACCAUUUUGCCGAUCAAAACUCACGAUGGUCUCGACUUCAAAGUCAGGUCACACGGUCCUCGUGACAAAACAUCUUCCCAGUCCGAAGUGACAGUGUCUUUAUCUGACCUGGUGUCGCAACAUCUAAAUGCCAGGCACAUCAACAUCAUCUACAUCUCUCUCCCACACCUCUUCUGGGACAUCAUCACCGCCAUGCUGGAUAUGGGAGCUCUCGAGCUUGUGGAUCAGAUCACCUCCGACAUUGUUGUGUUCGACUCUCUCACUGAAAGUAGUCCCAUGGACAUCCGCAGGAAGUACAGCGAACUCAAGAGAAUUGAAGCCUACAAGUUGAAACUGUACGAGAUUACAAAGUUUACCACCAAGACUCUGUACUUCCAGCAACAGAAGUCCUUAUUUGGAGCCUGCUGUUACAGAGUGUCGUUUAUCAAGUCCAGCUUUUGAAACAGACUUGGUUAUAUUGGGCAGGUGGAUGAUUCUUAUGUCAUCACAAACUCAUAUAUUUAUUGGUAUUACCUGAUCGCGGUUUUGUUGUCAGUCGUAAUUUCUUGCCAAAAGUACAUUACACAGCACCACUCUCCUCAUAAUGAAUAAAGCACAUUUGCAGCAGUACCCAUGGUACAGAUUGGACAAGAGAAUAUUAGAGUCAUCCACUGACUUAAUAGCUUCUGCAAAUCUCAUGAAUCCCCUAAAAUGAUUACCAUGGUACUUGACAGUCACGUGAAGCUUGACAGUUCAUGUCAACUCCGACAGGGUCCUCCAGAGCACCUGCAGGUCAUGUGAACUCCGACAGGCACCUCCAGAGCACCUGCAGGUCAUGUGAACUCCGACAGGCACCUCCAGAGCACCUGCAGGUCAUGUGAACUACGACAGGGUCCUCCAGAGCACCUGCAGGUCAUGUGAACUCCGACAGGCUCCUCCAGAGAACCUUCAGGUCAUGUGAACUCCGACAGGGUCCUCCAGAGCACCUGCAGGUCAUGUGAACUCUGACUGGCUCCUCCAGAGCAUCUGCAGGUCAUGUGAACUCUGACAGGGUCCUCCAGAGCACCUGCAGGUCAUGUGAACUCCGACAGGGGCCUCCAGAGCACCUGCAGGUCAUGUGAACUCCGACAGGGGCCUCAAGGGCACCUGCAGGUCUCAUGUGGCCACCAUGUCUGUUACAUUCAGGAUGCAGGUACAUCAGUCUCGUGGUAGAGCAUGUGCUGAAAUAAACAUCAGCUGGAUAUAGCGAUCGACCAAUCACAGGCCUAGCAGCAUGAUUCAUAUUUUAGGGUACAAAGGUACCAUUAUGUAUGCAUAUAUUGGGUUGACUGGUUUGUAGUGUGGAACGCAACCUAGGGUUUAUGACACUACUAUCUGGGACAUAAGGGACAGUUAACAUUGGAAAACCCCAGUUAUUUCCUGCUGAAGCUGUUUACCUUGACUUCCGUUUGUGAGAUCUUUGUAGACUGGUACUCCUUGUUGCUGUUGACAACAUGUCCAUCUAUGGCGUCAUCAGCAGCAUGUUACCAUGGUUACCCAGGCAGCUUUCCCAUUCACAGGGUCAGUAGUAAGCAGGUUCUUGUCAGAGGCUUGAUUUGGAGGUAUUUAUGUUCGGGUAACAGCUGCAAGUUAGAAAGUAAUUUCUUCAUACAUGUAUGAAUUAUUGUCACCAUGAUUUGAAAUGUUGAGGUGAGUUCCUUCUUAUGAUGCUGUCUGCAGGGACCCUGUGCUCUAAUGCUCUGUGACAUAAGCCUUCAGGUCUACAAGGACCCUGUAUUCUAAUGAUCUGUGACAUAAGCCUACAGGUCUGCAGGGACCUUGUGUUCAAAUGCUCUAUGACAUAAGCCUGCAUGUCUGCAGAGACCUUGUGAUUUAAUGCUCUGUGACAUAAGCCUGCAGGUCUGCAGGGACCUUGUGUUCUAAUGCUUGGUGACAUAAGCCUGCAGGUCUGCAGGGACCCUGUAUUCUAAUGCUCUGUGACAUAAGCCUUCAGGUCUACAAGGACCUUGUGUUCUAAUGAUCUGUGACAUAAGCCUACAGGUCUGCAGGGACCUUGUGUUCAAAUGCUCUAUGACAUAAGCCUGCAUGUCUGCAGAGACCUUGUGAUUUAAUGCUCUGUGACAUAAGCCUGCAGGUCUGCAGGGACCUUGUGUUCUAAUGCUUGGUGACAUAAGCCUGCAGGUCUGCAGGGACCCUGUAUUCUAAUGCUCUGUGACAUAAGCCUGCAGGUCUGCAGGGACCUUGUGUUCUAAUGCUUGGUGACAUAAGCCUGCAGGUCUGCAGGGACCCUGUAUUCUAAUGCUCUGUGACAUAAGCCUUCAGGUCUACAAGGACCUUGUGUUCUAAUGAUCUGUGACAUAAGCCUACAGGUCUGCAGGGACCUUGUGUUCAAAUGCUCUAUGACAUAAGCCUGCAUGUCUGCAGAGACCUUGUGAUUUAAUGCUCUGUGACAUAAGCCUGCAGGUCUGCAGGGACCUUGUGUUCUAAUGCUUGGUGACAUAAGCCUGCAGGUCUGCAGGGACCCUGUAUUCUAAUGCUCUGUGACAUAAGCCUUCAGGUCUACAAGGACCUUGUGUUCUAAUGAUCUGUGACAUAAGCCUACAGGUCUGCAGGGACCUUGUGUUCAAAUGCUCUAUGACAUAAGCCUGCAUGUCUGCAGAGACCUUGUGAUUUAAUGCUCUGUGACAAAAGCCUGCAGGUCUGCAGGGACCUUGUGUUCUAAUGCUUGGUGACAUAAGCCUGCAGGUCUGCAGGGACCCUGUAUUCUAAUGCUCUGUGACAUAAGCCUGCAGGUCUGCAGGGACCUUGUGUUCUAAUGCUUGGUGACAUAAGCCUGCAGGUCUGCAGGGACCCUGUAUUCUAAUGCUCUGUGACAUAAGCCUUCAGGUCUACAAGGACCUUGUGUUCUAAUGAUCUGUGACAUAAGCCUACAGGUCUGCAGGGUUCUUGUGUUCAAAUGCUCUAUGACAUAAGCCUGCAUGUCUGCAGAGACCUUGUGAUUUAAUGCUCUGUGACAUAAGCCUGCAGGUCUGCAGGGACCUUGUGUUCUAAUGCUUGGUGACAUAAGCCUGCAGGUCUGCAGGGACCCUGUAUUCUAAUGCUCUGUGACAUAAGCCUGCAGGUCUGCAGGGACCCUGUGUUCUAGUGCUCGGUGAUAUAAGCCUUCAGGUCUACAGGGACCUUGGGUUUUAAUGCUCUGUGUUAUAACCCUACAGGUCUGCAGGGACCUUGUGUUCUUAUGCUCUAUAACAUAAGCCUGCAGGUCUGCAGGGACAGCGUUCUUAUGCUCUAUGGUAUAAGCCUGCAUGUGUGCAGGGACCUUGUGAUUUAAUGCUCUGUGACAUAAGCCUGCAGGCCUGCAGGGACCUUGUGUUCUAAUGCUUGGUGACAUAAGCCUACAGGUCAUCAGGGACCCUGUGUUCUAAUGCUUGGUGACAUAAGCCUACAGGUCAUCAGGGACCCUGUGUUCUAAUGCAUGGUGACAUAAGCCUGCAGGUCUGCAGAGACCUUGUGAUUUAAUGCUCUGUGACAUAAGCCUGCAGGUCUGCAGGGACCUUGUGAUUUAAUGCUCUGUGACAUAAGCCUGCAGGUCUGCAGGGACCUUGUGUUCUAAUGCUUGGUGACAUAAGCCUGCAGGUCUGCAGGGACCCUGUAUUCUAAUGCUCUGUGACAUAAGCCUGCAGGUCUGCAAGGACCUUGUGUUCUAAUGCUCAGUGACAUAAGCAUGCAGGUCUGCAGGGACAGCGUUCUUAUGCUCUAUGGUAUAAGCCUGCAUGUGUGCAGGGACCUUGUGAUUUAAUGCUCUGUGACAUAAGCCUGCAGGCCUGCAGGGACCUUGUGUUCUAAUGCUUGGUGACAUAAGCCUACAGGUCAUCAGGGACCCUGUGUUCUAAUGCUUGGUGACAUAAGCCUACAGGUCAUCAGGGACCCUGUGUUCUAAUGCAUGGUGACAUAAGCCUGCAGGUCUGCAGGGACCCUGUGUUCUAAUGCUUGGUGACAUAAGCCUGCAGGUCUGCAGGGACCUUGUGUUUUAAUGCUCUGUGUUAUAAGCCUGCAGGUCUGCAGGGACCCUGUGUUCUAAUGCUUGGUGACAUAAGCCUACAGUUCUGCAGGGACCCUGUGUUCUAAUGCUUGGUGACAUAAGCCUGCAGGUCUGCAGGGACCUUGUGUUUUAAUGCUCUGUGUUAUAAGCCUGCAGGUCUGCAGGGACCUUGUGUUUUAAUGCUCAGUGACAUAACCCUGCAGGUCUGCAGGGACCUUGUGUUCUAAUGCUCUGUGGUAUAAUAUAACCCUGCAGGUCUGCAGGGACCUUGUGUUUUAAUGCUCUAUGACAUAAGCCUGCAGGUCUACAGGGACCCUGUGUUCUAAUGCUCUAUGGUAUGAGCCUGGGAGAGUAAUAAAAUCAAAAGCUUGUCUUUGCUCAUACAAGAUAGGCAUGUAGGUACCCAUACAAGAAACAUCUUUUCCCAGGACAGUCCAGUACAUCAAAGGCAUGUAGGUACUCAUACAAGAUACAUCUUUCCCCUGGACAGUCCAGUACAUCAAAGGCAUGUAGGUACUCAUACAAGUUACAUCUUUCCCCUGGACAGUCCAGUACAUCAAAGGCAUGUAGGUACUCAUACAAGAUACAUCUUUCCCCUGCACGGUCCAGUACAUCAAAGGCAUGUAGGUACUCAUACAAGAUACAUCUUUCCCCUGGUUGGUCCAGUACAUCAAAGGCAUGUAGGUACUCAGGCAUGUAGGUACUCAUACAAGAUACAUCUUUCCCCUGGACAGUCAAGUACAUCAAACAUAAAUCUGUUCCCACAAUGAUAGCAUUAAGGAAGACCAAAACCCUAUUGGCAUGUCCAGUAAAUGGGGGGUGGUCAGGUAGCCUUGUGUUGGAAUAUUGCUAAAAGUGGCGUAAAACCAUACUCACUCACUCACUCACUCCAGUAAAUGGGUUUGAUGCCCACAUGAUAAACCAGCAGUUUGUCUGCCCCAGUGAUGUUGCAGAGUUCAUUGUGUAACCCCAAUCUUUCACACAUUCACUCACUUGACCAAUGGAAUCAUUUCAUAACAUCAGCACUAUUUCAUGCUUCACCUGUUUGGUUAAGCUCCUUGUAGGGCAGUAGGAGAUCAGUGUGUGGAGUUUACCAUGUACUGAUCGCCAUGUUGGUUGUUAUGAUAAUAUCAGCAUAGAUAUAUUUUAUUCAAGUUGUCUACAUGUGACUGUAUGGUGUUUCCGUGUCUGUGUGUCCCAUGUGUUGCAUGUUUCUUCUAUCAUCUUAUAAUGGUCAUGUACUGAGGAUGAAGUACUGGUAGUUGACCCUUCGCCAAUACCUUAUAAUGGUCAUUUGACAGGUUGAAGUAGUGAAGGUCGAUCUCCGGACCUUAUAAUGGUCAUUUGACAGGUUGAAGUAGUGAAGGUCGAUCUCCGGACCUUAUAAUGGUCAUUUGACAGGUUGAAGUAGUGAAGGUCGAUCUCCGGACCUUAUAAUGGUCAUGUGACAGGUUGAAGUAGUGAAGGUCGAUCUCCGGACCUUAUAAUGGUCAUGUGACAGGUUGAAGUAGUGGAGGUCGAUCUCCGAUACCUUAUAAUGGUCAUGUGACAGGUUGAAGUAGUGAAGGUCGAUCUCCGGACCUUAUAAUGGUCAUGUGACAGGAUGAAGUAGUUAGGUUGAUCUCCACUACCUUAUAAUGGUCAUGUGACAGGUUGAAGUAGUGGAGGUCGACAUCCGAUACCUUAUAAUGGUCAUGUGACAGGUUGAAGUACUGGAGGUUGAUCUCCAAUACCUUAUAAUGGUCAUGUGACAGGUUGAAGUAGUGGAGGUCGACAUCCGAUACCUUAUAAUGGUCAUGUGACAGGUUGAAGUAGUGGAGGUCGACAUCCGGUACCUUAUAAUGGUCAUGUGACAGGAUGAAGUAGUUAGGUUGAUCUCCACUACCUUAUAAUGGUCAUGUGACAGGUUGAAGUAGUGGAGGUCGACAUCCGAUACCUUAUAAUGGUCAUGUGACAGGUUGAAGUAGUGGAGGUCGAUCUCCGAUACCUUAUAAUGGUCAUGUGACAGGUUGAAGUAGUGGAGGUCGACAUCCGAUACCUUAUAAUGGUCAUGUGACAGGUUGAAGUAGUGGAGGUCGAUCUCCGAUACCUUAUAAUGGUCAUGUGACAGGUUGAAGUAGUGGAGGUCGAUCUCCGAUACCUUAUAAUGGUCAUGUGACAGGUUGAAGUAGUGGAGGUUGAUCUCCGAUACCUCAUAAUGGUCAUGUGCCAGGUUGAAGUAGUGGAGGUCGAUCUCUGAUACCUUAUAAUGUCAUGUGACAGGUUGAAGUAGUGGAGGUCGAUCUCUGAUACCUUAUAAUGGUCAUGUGACAGGAUGAAGUGCUGUUCAAGCAUCACCCACCCCCCUCAAGAUAACUAGAGACCAGUGUGAGACAAUAUUCUCAUGUGGAAUGUGGUUUAAGAAAGACUAUAUAUAGUUUACACCCCCUGUGUGAUGGAGUCCUGAUAUGGAGGUCUACCUGUGAGAUUACACAAGCUGGAUAAUGGCACAGUCUUCCAUAGAUUGUGUGGCCAGUUGUUGUCAUAUGAAGCGUCAUGUCUGGCCUAGUGAACAGUAGGGACUUGCUUCAGGUUAUGUCUUUGUUAGUUGUUUCAACGUGCCCGAUGUUGCUGCUGCUACUACAUGUGUUUCUGUUGUAUGACACGAGAAGGUCACACCAACUCUUUAAUAUUAUUUCACAGAAAAGCCUUCCCUAAUUUAGACAAAUAAAAAAGAUUUUAUUAAUCUAAAACAAUUUCUUUUGUAUUAAAAGAAUAAUAGCAGAUCUUUUUGUUUGUAUUUCUGUUAUUAUUUUAUUUCAAAAGAGUUGUGGGAAAUUAAAAAUAAAUCAACUCUGACAACAUAUUUGUUAUUUUGCGGACUUCAUGUUUGAUUACUGGAAAUAGAUCUUUCCAAGUGAGACAGUUGGUGUGCCCUAGGUGAGCUAACAUUCUCGUAUACUAACUGUCGCAAUCACUGAACCGUCUUUGUCAUGCUAUGUAUCGCUGUGAUAAUACAUCUGGUCAUAAUGGAACGUGGACAUUACUACGUGUAGGAGAUGCCCUGUGGGUUGCUGCUUCAUUUCCUAUUGAGAUAUACUGCAUCAUUCUUUGUCCAUGUGAAGAUUGGGAAACAUGGUAUAGGUCAUAUUGAUCAUAGAGCUCACAGGCAUUAUUAUUACCCUUGUCAAUGGAUCCGAGUGCUCUUGAUUCUCAGCUCCCUUGGGAGUAUACAACCCUAGCUGCCUGUGAGGCGCGAGAAGGUUAACCGUCAUAUUACCAUAUCAUUCUACUGGUAGAAAUGUGUGUUAUUCACAUGCUCCAUAAACUGAACUGCAUCUUGUCCCAAGAACUUUCAUUGACAAUGUGUAUUAUGCUAAUUCUUGGUACAGUUGGACAAUGUACGCUUAUUAAGAUCAUUUUUUAGUCGAAAAAUGUUUUAGCGGAACUCUUUGAAAAGGGUCAUUUUUCAUGUUUUAUAUUUUGCAAACUUUGCUUUGUUGAACAAGAACUUCCUGGGUGAGAGGUCAGGAGCUGACGGAGAUGCAGGGAAGCACCGAGCUUCACUUUGUAGACCAUGGUAGACAUCCAAUCAUUGUUGUAGUUAUUCAUGAUGAUUCUAAGUGGACACAACAGCCAUCAGUUGGUAGGAAUUCAUUGUUAAACACUGAGCAUUAAAUCAUUGAUCAAAGGCAUUAAACAUCCAAGGGUAAUCAACGUGCAUCCUAUCAUUAUUCCUUGGGGCCGUCCAAAACAUGUUGAGUACAAGACAAGGGGAUAUGAUUGUUCGUAUAAAGUUGUUUUGAGUAAGAAAUGGGGAAGUGGCUCGGUCCUCGAAGGUGUUCUGUAGGGUUACCUCCCUUAGGCUGCUGGAAAUGUACCGCGAUCUGUUCAUGGGGACAUGGGUGGCCCAGUGGAACAGGUUGUUGCUGUUCGACCAUGCAUUGUUGUGUCCCUUAGUUUAGUUUUUUAAACCUGAUGCAAAUAUAUUUUUUCCAGGUAUUUUGGGAGGACAUUUUUUUUUCUUAGUCAGGUGGAUCCCUAGAACCAUCGGUCAGAAACAGUUUUCUGGUGUGAGUGAAACAUGUUUGACAGGAAAGUAUCAUGAAACCCAUAACCUAAUUCCCUCUGGCUGGAACUCCAGAAUACUAUUACCCCUACAACUGUUUUGAUACUCUGCUAAUGUUUACUAUCGACUUUUGACCUUUGUAGUUCAAGAUUCGUUUUUUUUAAAGGGGCUCUUGAUAUUGCAAUUUCAAAAGAAACGUGUGAUUAUAUUUUAUUGAAGUUUUGUGGUCGGCAAAUUGUGGGUAUUUGUGUAUUUUAUUUUGAAAUGGAUAUACAAGUCCUUUAUGAAAACCAUCCCUGUAUUUAUAUGUUUAUCUGUGUUUGUUUUUAUUUGUGUAAGGUUAAUCUUGUGGUGCUGCAUCUGUGUGGCUGGUAUGAUCAUUAGUAUUCCUUACAGUGUCAGUGUGUCCUACCAGUUGUCCACAUUGUCUCUGAUUAGGCAGGUUCUUGCAAAAACAUCUAAAAAUAUUCACUUACAUAAUCAUGAUAAUAGCAGCUGGAAGAUUACAAGUAGUUACUGAAAUAUUUCAAGUCUCAUCUAACUGUGAUGACUUCAGCUCUUGUCCAAGAAAAGAUGUUUCCUUUUUCAGCCAGUGUCAAGAUAUUUCCAGUAACCAUGGCAACACCACAUUUGCCGGUCCUAUUUUUGUAGAGAUUUACACCACUUCUCUGUGUUUCUGGAAUGAACUUUUAUCACAGGAAAUGUGAAGAUGGAGACACCAAGAUUCUGUAAUAUAAACAAUUCGCCAUCAUCAUGUCUGUUUUUACAGGAACCUUCUUCAAAACAUUGAUCAUGAUCAUUUGUAGUGAUGUUCAAGUAAUAAAUUGAUAUACAA